AUGCGACCUGAGUUCGAUCUGCCCGGGGAUCUGCUGGUGAUGCCCUUCACCAACGUCCUCGACCUCAAGAGGGAUCAAGCAGCAGAGGCGGCCAACGCACUCGUCCUGCGGUUGAAGGUUCUGCGGAUGCUCUUGCAUGCGGUGAAGCAAACCGUGGAGGCAACCAGCGAUCCCUUGCAGGUGAAGUUCUACAAUGCCUUGCAGACCUGCCAGGAUCCCUUUGCCUGGGGCCACCAAGAGUGGAGCAUCAUCGGGGAGAUGUCGUCCUCGUGCUCUGCGCCCUCGUCCUCGUCCUCGUCCUGUGCCUCGAUGGUGAAGACGAUCAACGCGAUCCAAGCAGGGGUCCACGACUCAAGCUUCUUCAAGGCGGUGCAGAGCUCUGCCAGGGAAGAGCAUCCCGAAGUCCGGGCUCUGGUGUCAGGCUGCCUGGACAGUUGGCGCAUGACCUCGUCCUCGCAGGCCCCAGAGCCGGCAGUCGAGAGCCAGGACGGCGUCGAGGAGGACAGCUACGUCGACGUCACCGCGGAGAUGAUUCCGACGCUGGCCACGGAGUCGGACUCCGAGAAAAGGAGAAGACUAGCCAUCUCCGCGGCCAAGGAGGAGAUGGCCUUCUACUUGCAGGCCCUCGUCUUCGACCUCGAUCAGCCCUCGUCCAAAAAGGGACUUGUGGAGGCACUGUCUGGCAACACUUUCUUGAAA
This is a messenger RNA of Symbiodinium sp. CCMP2592, 699 nucleotides long. Lineage: Eukaryota; Dinophyceae; Suessiales; Symbiodiniaceae. The record is from the annotation of a GenBank genome assembly.